Molecule: messenger RNA, 371 nt
Organism: Hymenoscyphus albidus
Lineage: Eukaryota; Fungi; Ascomycota; Leotiomycetes; Helotiales; Helotiaceae
Source: the annotation of a GenBank genome assembly
AUGCUUCAUGUCAACAGCUUCAUUUUACGGACUACAAUUACCAUUUGCGGACCAUCCUGGGUCAAUCAUGUCAAGAAAGACGACAAAGCCACCUCACUGUGGGACAAAUUCCACUUUGCAAGCUACAGUCACAGCGUGGGUGUUAUGCUGAUAUUCCUUUGGGGGGUUGCGAUAGCGACUAACUUUAACCAGGCUGACUGUGGACGAGAAUUUUAUCAACUGCAACUUAGAAAAGAGGUCGCGCAGAGACUUACCCCGUAAUUGUCGGAACUCAACCAAACUUAUUCCUCUCGCUACCCUGUGCGUCUGUGCUCUCUGUGAGCGAAGCCUCUUGGAUCAGAAGAACGAAACCCGGUGGAAAGAGUGGGUGA